Messenger RNA from Schizosaccharomyces japonicus yFS275, 2452 nucleotides. RefSeq names its product choline transmembrane transporter. The transcript has 4 exons. The coding region runs from base 405 to 2180 and encodes 591 amino acids. Gene Ontology annotation, molecular function: transmembrane transporter activity. Gene Ontology annotation, cellular component: Golgi apparatus; phagophore assembly site; membrane. Gene Ontology annotation, biological process: macroautophagy; transmembrane transport. The record is from RefSeq and is a predicted model, not a curated record. Lineage: Eukaryota; Fungi; Ascomycota; Schizosaccharomycetes; Schizosaccharomycetales; Schizosaccharomycetaceae.
GUGAAUAUGUAGUUUCUUACAAUUUUAAACACUUUAAACAUUUUUUCUCAUGUAUAUAUUUGUUUUCGAGAUUGCUAAAUCUGUUGCGUUUGCGUUUGCGUUUGUUAUGUUUGUUUGUUCGUCUCAGCGUUUGUCAUUGGCACACACAUUGCAUCUGUUUUCUCAAAUUUCAGUAAACCUUUGUCACAAGUUGAGUUUAUCGAGUGUAUUCAUAUUAUCUAUUGCCCUUGUCAGCCUUUCUUCACACGUCUUAAACAUAUUAUUCAUCAUUGCCGUUGCUUGCCACUACAAUACCUCAAUUUCACCAAUAUCAAGGAAAAACCACUGAAAUUAACGGUUUCCCUACUUGUUUAUUUAUCAGGCUGUUGUAAUAAUAGAAAACAGCAUCUCUGUGAAGCAGUUUCAUGUUUAGUGACUAUGCUUCACGGUUUCUUGCCCAGUCGCGCUUUUCUUCUUCAGAGCAGCUGUUACAAUCGUCUGCAAAUGUAUUUAAUGGACGAUUGAACGGCAAUGCGGAGCUUCCAAGCUUACAGGAUUCUUCUCUUGCUCCGUCUCCAGGUUAUGACUUGAAUCAAGAUACUCGUGGCGUCGAAUCUGCUUCUGUCAGCUGGUUAUUAAAGCACAGCGAUGUUGGUAAACCUGCCCUGACCGAUUCUGCGAACGUUGCAAAUAGUUCAAGGUUGUCGGCUUUCUCAGACGCAGUCGAACACAACCGGCGAUCACAAAAUGUCUCAGAAAUGUCAUCUGCUGUGUCAGAACAGCAUGAACAUGUUCAUCCCAAUGCUGCAAUGGCUAUGGAUCACGGCUCGAGACUGGCAGAGGAGAUGGAUGAUUUGCCAUUUGAAACAUUUGAGGGAGUUCAAAGGGCAGUUCCCAAUCAACGUUGCGGUACUGUGUACAUUUACAUUACAACUGCUCUUCUUGCGUAUGGAUUGGUUACCUACUGGAGAACAGAUGCGAUGUUUACCGAUCCUAAUUCCAUGUAUAAUACAAUUCGCAACGCAGUUCCUUUUUUGUUUUCCAGAAUGCUUAUUUCGGUACUUGUUGCCGUUCUUUGGCUUGGUCUAGUGCUUACCGUCGAGUCUGCAUUACUAUUCAUUCUCUUUGCUACUCCAUUCGUGUUUACUGGUAUCAGUGUAUAUUUUUUAACAUCAACUGUCAAGCAAGUAGCCCGUGACGUUAUGAAACAGUUGCUGGUGAUGCGUAUUAUUGGUCUGGUCCUCUUCAUAUUCAGCAUCAUUCUUGGUCGUUUCGUUUGGCAACGCAAAGAGUCUGUUAGUCGUGCGCUCAGAAUCGUCCAAUUGGCUAAUCGGGUGCUUGUAAGUCUUCCACAGUUGGGCGUUUUCAGCUUUCUGUUCGUAAUCUUAAACAAUGUUUGCAUUUCAAUUUGGGCAUUAUUCUUUUCACGUAUGUUUCUACGAGGCUUAAACGAUGGCAAUCAUACAGUCCUCGCUUCUGGAUCAUGGUUUCUUGCCGCGCUUUACGCCUUUGCUUUGUUAUGGACGAUUGGGUUUCUUUCCUCCGUUCAUAGAUCCGCUGUUAGUAUUCUCGUAUGCCAGUGGUAUUUUUAUCGACAAGUCGAGUCACACAUACCGACAAACCUUAUGGUUUCGCAGUCGUUUUCAUAUGCUUUCACACAUUUGUAUGGUAUGUGUUCGUUAGCAUCGUUGCUGAAUGUUUCUACUCGUGUACCUCUUCAAUCACUGCCGAAAACGCUGCGAAGGAUCUCUCAACUAAUAUACUAUUUAUUCUCUACAACCUCGGUUGCUUUUGUCGCAUCACCUUUUACGGUGACAUAUGCUGCGAUAUACUCAAUCUCGUACCAAAAUGCCUUGAAAGCUUUGUUUCGUCUUGACCAACUCGAUCUACUGAGCUGGCGAGAAAGGAGUUAUCGAUUGUCCAAGCUAAUGCUCAGGGCGACGAGAAUCAUAAUGGCUUUAGCCAUUGGAGCGUCUGCCUGGCUCGUCUCUUUAAGGCACGAGGGCGUCUUCUACGGCUACAUAGUCGGCUUAAUAGGGGGGCUCUUGGGUUGGUUUACCAUGGGCCCUAUAGAAGGUGGUCUUGGCAUGAUUGUGGAUGCUUUAAUGAUAAGCAGCGCGAUAGACGUGUCAAGCUCCCAGGGCGAUCCAAAUGGAGCUCACUGUUUUGAAGCAUGGCGACUCUUCAACCUGGCUGACUGAAAACAUGUCUUUGUACGAUAAUUAAAAGUGACGACUAUUCACCCAGUGUUGGACAGACAACGUAACAAACUUUCCUCCGUUCAGUAGGAUGAAUCGGUAUAUGAUAUUCACGACUCUAACUUCACGAUAACGCAAGUCUCGACCUUAAUAGCAAGCGAUGCUUUUUUGACAUGUACAAUAGUCUUUCCAUCGCAUAAUCGUUCUUACCAUUCUUUGCCCUAGUGCACUUUUUUUAUAAAUUUCGGUAUAGCCAUGAACUCAUAGAAUUGAUU